UCAGCUGCUGGCAGAGGAGUCCCUGAGCUGCUGGGGGUGGUGGUUUUUGUGUUGUUGCAGCUGUUGUUGCAAUGGCAUUCCUUUAGGAGGGACGAAGCAGGCGCAGAAGGGAAAGGCUUCUUGGCUCGCCAGGUACCUGGAACUCCAAUAAGGUGUCAAGGCAACUGUUCAUGAAUGGGGGAAGUGGAUUUCCACUGGCUGAAGAUGCCUUUUGAAUGCUCCAACCUUGAUCUGGGAUCACAUAUGAAGAAUGCACAGGGCUGACAAAACUGCUUCAACCUUCAAGAAAUCUCUUGAGCAUUAGUCAGUGCUGGACUCUCACUCCCCUUCUCCUACUGAAUUCUGAAUCAGGGCUUCUGAACUGGAGCGAUGAAUGUGGGCACGGCGCACAGUGAGGUGAACCCCAACACCCGGGUCAUGAGCAGCCGUGGCAUCUGGCUCUCGUAUGUCUUGGGCAUUGGCCUCCUGCACAUCGUCCUGCUCAGCAUCCCUUUCUUCAGCGUCUCCGUGGUCUGGACUCUCACCAACAUCAUCCACAACAUGAGUAUGUACAUUUUCUUGCACACGGUCAAGGGAACACCGUUUGAAACUCCUGACCAAGGGAAAGACCGACUGCUCACCCACUGGGAGCAGAUGGACUAUGGUGUGCAAUUCACAGCUUCCCGCAAGUUCCUGACCAUCACGCCGAUUGUGCUUUAUUUCCUCACCAGCUUUUACACGAAAUAUGACCGGACGCACUUCGUCAUCAACACAGUCUCCUUGAUGAGUGUCUUGAUUCCCAAGCUACCGCAGCUUCAUGGCGUCCGCAUCUUUGGGAUCAACAAAUACUGAGCUUGGUGGAGGGCUUUGUGAGUGAGCUGUGAUAAAUCCAGCUGAGGACCCUGCUUUCCUUAGUAUUGUCUUCCUCUUUGGGGGACACAAUUCCACAGCAGCUCUUUUUAAACGGGCACAUCUUGUACGGGAGUCCAAGAUCCGAGAAAAGUCAACCAGCCACAGUGAAGCUUGAAUCCUGGAUAGAGUUUAGCUUACCGAGAGGCCAAGGGAAAGCUAAAAUUUAUUUAUUGUUCCUAUCAAGAAAAAUAACAAUGCUGAGAUUUUAAAAGGUACUUGUAGGUUAUUCUGUGGGUGUAAAAGACAUCCAGCCCAGAAAGCUGAACAGUAUAGGAAGGUAGGAGCCAGUCACAAGGUGACUUUAGCUUUUUUAGCAAAUGCACUUUAACCAAAAACUGUCCCUUUGGGGAAUUUUGUGUUGCUCAUUGAAAGGGCUACUCAGAAUUUUUAAGAUGUGUAUUGGGAACAGAGGUAGACAGAUUUCCCAUGGUUUGGAAACUUUAGUUGAUAAUUUAUAGAGAUCUUUAAUUAUUUGGUAGGCAGGUGAGUGAGAAUCUCGACACUUCUGCAGGGUCAAGAGCUUUCCCAGUAAAAGGGUUGCCAUUCUGAAUCUUCUUUGGAAAAAUCCUUCAGCAGUCCAAACAACAGAUUAGCAGAACAAGGAGGAGAAGGAUUCAUGUCUGCUUAACCACUUGCAGGUCAAUUAUCUUCCUUCGACAACUUUCAUUGGGGUCUGGGGAGAGAGAAGAACGCAAUCCUCCUUCAAAACCCUAUCAUAAUAACAUUCACCAACAACAAUUUUUAAAAGAGACUGAAAUUCAGUCCUCUGAACAUCAGGAAAGAAUGUUUGUGUUUAAGUUUUGAUAAUAUUUGGAGUAUGAAGUGUUUUUUCCUGUUGUUAAGGCUUGCCAGCUGGUAAGAGAAGUGUGAAAAGAGCACCCCUGUGCAGAAAAGUGAAGAACUUGCUGCUUUAGGCAGAGUUUUGUAGCAGAGUUAAAAGAGGUUGGAGUAUUUUUUUGGUAAGGAUUUGACAGAGCACUUAAAAUAAGGGUGCUGGGGCUAACAACAUCUGUUUUCUUACCACUGCAAUAGGCUGCCACUUUUGAUACUGGCACCAAGAAACUGGAAAAACUUUUCCGGUCUUGAAACUGAGCACACUUGGCAGUGGUCAGAAAGCAGCAAUGGCGAUGUGAAAUGUAUCUCUGAAUGUUGCUUUUUGAUGGUUUUCUUCCUCUCUGUCAAAUGUGUGUCCUAGUAGCCCUUACAAUAUGUAGCAUCCUUGAAAAAGGAAAGCCAGCGGUUUCUCAUCUCUGUUUGAACAGCGGUGUCAUAAAAUUAGGUCUAUAUAGGUUAACAUUUUUCUUAAUAGAUGCUAUUAAAUCCAUUGGCUGUCAACACCUUCUGCUGGGUUCUCAUCCAGUCAGCUCUCGAUUACAGUGAGAACUGCUUUAGAAAGAAAUUAAUUUCUUUUUAUCACCUCCAUAGCAUUGGGGUUGAUUUUUACCACAUGGUCUUUCAAUAAUAAUCAUUUGGGCAAAUAGUUUGCAAUCCCCUUCAUCCUCUGAUCAAGACCUCAGGUGCGGCAGAGCAAAUACACAGGCUAAGAAAUAGUGUUAUCUUUUCUUUUAAAACCAGGAUUCUUUAUAUGUCCGCCUUGUCACCAGUCUUCACGACAGAAGCCUGUUUGGGUACUUUUUUUCCUCCCAGUUUUGCACUGAUUGGUCUAAUUAACAAUCCCUUAGUAUCCUUCUUUUAAAAUAAGGAAAAAUAUUUUGCACAAUAAGAACAAAUGUUUGGUUGUUGCUCGCUUUGGUGCAAUUUCUACUUGUGUAUAAAAAAACCAAAAGCCAUUCCAAAAAUAUAAAGGACAGCUCACCAAUUAUUUGGAAGCAAUGUGUACUGUAAACAGCUACAAUCUACUGAUCUUCAGACCGCACAUGUUGAGAACUGCAACCAAACUCUACCAUAACAGGGAUAAAACUAAGCCAACAAAUUCUGUUCAGCCUCUCACAUAUUCUGGCAAUACUUUAUAUCUCUGUUGUAAGGAUUUGGGUCUUGAAUAAGAAAGCUGCACAUCAAAAUGAAGAUUUGGCCCACUCAGAGCUGACCUGAGGGUGAAAGGGGAUUCCAAAUGUCAGCUUUGGUAAUAGGCAUGGAAUAAGAUCCUUUUGGGUUGGGGAGGCUAGUAAUACAUACAAUUAACUUCAAUAAAGGGGAAAUUUGUAUUCUUUUGUGAAGUAUUUUGAAGGAGAGAUGCAUGUUCCUAAAUGAUCAUGAAAAGGGAAGUGUUAUGUAAAUAAGUAGUCUCCACUUUGGUUGGGGGAAGUAGCUGGAGACAGAGAAUGAGAGGGGAUAACUGGGACUGAUAGCCUAA
This is a messenger RNA of Sphaerodactylus townsendi, 3205 nucleotides long. It is a transcript of the gene ORMDL3, whose product is annotated as ORMDL sphingolipid biosynthesis regulator 3. Gene Ontology annotation, cellular component: endoplasmic reticulum membrane. Lineage: Eukaryota; Metazoa; Chordata; Lepidosauria; Squamata; Sphaerodactylidae. Bases 370 to 831 code for a protein of 153 amino acids. The transcript is spliced from 6 exons. Gene Ontology annotation, biological process: negative regulation of ceramide biosynthetic process; intracellular sphingolipid homeostasis; ceramide metabolic process. The record is from RefSeq and is a predicted model, not a curated record.